AUGAAGACCUCUUCGCACUCCCCCAUGGAUUACCUCACGGUGCCCACCUUGCCCUCUGUGCCUCAGAUGGAGAAACCGAUAGUCAAGGAGGAGCCGAUGCUAACCCAGUCCUCAAGCGCUGGAACCCCUAUGGCUUCUGUGGCCAGCCAGGUGCCCGGGAGCAUCCUCUCCCAGGCCACCCAAGAGCCUUCCACAAUCAUAGGUGCCACCUCCUUCAUGAACAAGGCCAAAGAGCUGAAAAGAUAUAGCAAGAAUAAGAUGAAGCAAGGCAACAAAACCUUGUAUCCCACACAGAGGGCCAAAGGUACAGCAAAGUCCACCCGGCACCGUCACAAGCGAAAGUACCGACACAUAACUCUGAAAGAGUUGAUGGCUCGCUCCUGGCAAAAGAUCCACCCGCAUCUUAUCAAGUUGAGGAAGAUCAUCUAUGACUUGACCCAGUCAUUCUACUUCGACUUCUUCGUCUGCUCAGUGGUUGCCAUCAACACCAUCUUGCUGGUGGCGCAGACGUUCGCUGUGGUCGAAAUCCGGGGAGAGUGGUUCUUUUCCGCCAUGGAUCCUGCCUUCCUUUCUGUCUAUGUGGUAGAGGCCAUCCUCAAGAUAACUGCGUUAGGAUGCGACUACUUCCGUGAUCCUUGGAAUGACAUUGAUUUCUUCAUUAUGAUCAUGACGGUGCUGGAUUUUGUGCUCCCCCUGUUUAUCUCCUCCAGGCAGGGCAACCGGGGCAAUACGGUUACGCUCUUCCGGGUCCUCAAAAUCUGCAAGGCCAUCCGCGCCAUCCGCGCCAUCCGUUUUCUGCUCACCCUCCGCGUGAUGGAGAACCUUCAAGAAGUCACAAGCACUUUUAUGCUUUCCUGCCAGUCCAUUGGUGCCAUCAUUCUCCUCAUGUUCUCUUUCCUCUUCAUGUCUUCUGUGGUGUUGCGUGACAUGUUCCACGAUGCCGACGAGAAGCACUUUGGAGAUCUCUUCAACACCAUCUUCACCCUUUUCCAGCUUUUCACUUUGGAUGACUGGUCCCUCAUCUACCUGACUUGUUACGAUGCAGGUGCCUGGUACAUCAUCAUCUUUCUUAUCAUCUACAUCCUUGUGGAAUACUUCUUGCUUCUCAACUUGGUGAUUGCGGUCCUGGUCGAUAAUUUCCAGAUGGCUCUGCUUAAGCGCCAAGAGCUCAAGAGGCAGAAGUGGAUCGAACUGAAGGACAGCGGUGUAGAAGAGGAUGCCACUGGCAAGCUAACAGAAAAGCCCAAUGUGAAAGACGAACAGGAUGAGGAAUUCUUCCGGCGGAUGGUCAUGGAAAAAUAUGGCAGCCUCGAGUUGAUUGACAGAGAGUGGCAGCUUUUCUAUUCCUACUUUCGACUGAUGACAGCAAUUGAGACAAACCAGCAGCAAUUCCUGUCUCAGACGUCUACCACCGACAAGAUCUUGGACACUUUCUUUGAGACAGCUGAAGAUGAUUACCCUAUCAAAUGAAGAACAGAAAGAUGUUUCGUAGUGCUUGCAGGCUGGACUUCAUCUGCUCCCAGCGGCUGGUAGUUAGGGUCAUUGUGUCU
Molecule: messenger RNA, 1550 nt
Organism: Rhineura floridana
Lineage: Eukaryota; Metazoa; Chordata; Lepidosauria; Squamata; Rhineuridae
Gene: CATSPER1
Product: cation channel sperm associated 1
Exons: 12
Coding region: 1-1470 (489 amino acids)
Biological process (GO): spermatogenesis; regulation of cilium beat frequency involved in ciliary motility; flagellated sperm motility
Cellular component (GO): CatSper complex; membrane
Molecular function (GO): calcium-activated cation channel activity; calcium ion binding; voltage-gated calcium channel activity
Source: RefSeq, a predicted model, not a curated record